GGGGAUGUAUUCUCGUGGCGCAACAGGUCCCUCUCACUGUCUCGCUGCACUCGACGCACACGUGGAGGCUCCCCGCUCCACCCGUCGCACUCGCACGCUCCUCUCCUCAGCACCGCCACGAGCCGGCGCGGAUGCCGAGGCGGCCGCCCGCCCGCCACCCGUGACCGGCGGGCCCGAUGAACCCCCGCCGCCCCGGCCCCCCCUCCUCCUCCUCCAGCAUGCAAUGGCUUAAUCGGAGAGACAUGAGCAUCCGGAGUGGGGACGGCGUCACGCUGUGCCAGAGGGCUCUGCAGAUCGUCACCGAUCUUUGCCUCACCGGACACGUGGACCGUGAGAAAUGUUCGGAUAUUUUCCCCCUGGAGAGCGGCGGAGGCGGCAUCGGCGGCAUACCGGCCAAAGGACACGCAGACGUCUCCAUCAGCCUCCUGGCCGUGGUGGUGGGCUUCUGCGGCCUGGCCCUGCUGGCCGUGUCACUCUUUGUCUUUUGGAAGCUGUGCUGGCCCCUCUGGAGGAGCAAGGCGAUGACGGUGCACAGGGGGAACAACGCGGGGCUCCGAGUCGCCUUCCCCGAGGCGCCUCCCGACGAGUCGCCGCCGUUGCCCGAUAAAACGGCGCCGGCGGAGGAAAAGAUGAAGCAGUCGCCCGAGGUGAAGCCCAACGGACGCAGCACGGUCAAGCUCCUGGAGGCGGCCAUGAAGAUCAGCCAGACGUCGCCGGACAUCCCGGCCGAGGUGCAGACCACCAUCAGAGAGAAGCUGAGCCACCAGGCCAAGAUCCAGAGGCAAACCACCGAGCCCACGUCGUCUUCCAGGCACAACUCGUUCCGCCGCCACCUGCCGCGUCAGAUGAACGUCAACAGUUUCGACUUCAGCGUGGACGCGGUGCCUUUCCGCCAGUCGUCCACGGCCAGCAUCGGCAGAAUCAAACCGGAGCUCUACAAGCAGAAGUCGGUGGACUCGGAGGGCGAGCCCAGAGAGCCCGCCCAGACUUGCGGAAAGCUCAGCUUCGCGCUGCGCUACGACUACGAGGAGCAGGCGUUGGUGGUGAAGAUCCUCAAAGGCUUGGACCUUCCCGCUAAAGACUUCACGGGAACCUCCGACCCCUACGUGAAGGUCUACCUGCUGCCGGAGAGGAAGAAGAAGUUCCAGACGCGGGUCCAGCGCAAGAACCUGAACCCCACGUUCGACGAGAGCUUCCGUUUCCCGGCGGCGUACGACGAGCUGUGCAACCGCAAGCUGCACCUGAGCGUCUACGACUUUGACCGCUUCACCAGCCACGACAUGAUCGGCGAGGUGGUGGUGGACAACCUCUUUGAGCUCUCUGACCUUUCUCGCGAGGCCGUGCUGUGGAAGGACAUCCACGCCGCCACCACGGAGACGGUGGACUUGGGGGAGAUCAUGUAUUCGCUGUGCUACCUCCCCACAGCGGGGCGGAUGACUCUGACCGUCAUCAAAUGCCGGAACCUCAAAGCCAUGGACAUCACAGGCUCUUCAGAUCCGUAUGUAAAAGUCCAUCUCAUCUGCGAGGGACGCAGGCUGAAGAAACGCAAAACCACCACCAAGAAGAGCACUCUCAACCCCAUCUACAACGAGGCCAUCAUCUUCGACAUCCCCCCGGAGAAUGUGGAACAAGUCAGCCUCUCCGUCAUGGUGAUGGAUUACGACCGGGUCGGACACAACGAGGUGAUCGGCGUGUGCCGGGCCGGGCCUGACGCCCAAGGCCUCGGACGGGAUCACUGGAAUGAAAUGCUGGCCUACCCGCGGAAGCCCAUCACCCAUUGGCACGCCCUGGGAGAGUGGCCCGGAAGGGGGGCGAGCUUCGAGAGUCAAGCUUCGUGCCCGUCGCCCAAACCGCCGCAGACGCCGUGAUGCCCCUUCCGUCCAUCACAUGAAGGCAACUUUCAGCCUUCUACUUUCUUCUACUUUUUUUCCCCGCACUUGACUCUGGAACGGCACAAGGUGUAAGGGCUCCACGGCUCUGUGCCAUAAAAGCAUUUAUAGGGUCAAGAUAAAAAAAAAAGAAAAAAAAUCGAUAUCUCACAGCGUGCGUCAAAACACGAGCAGAGAUGAGGAGAACGUAGCAGAGACAUGUAGCAGACAAAUAGAUGAAAAAAUAUACACGAGAUGGUAUUUAUUUAUAUCUAUAUAUUUACACGUAACUACUCCUAAGCUGUAGUGGAUUCUUCAGUCUACAAUCACGGUUCCAGUGCAAAGUGAAGUGAUUCUAGUGUGCUUUGGUUCCACCCGAACAACUCGACAGUACAAAAUAGCACCUCGUCGUGCGUGUGUACAGUGCAGUGAAUUAUAUCAAUGGAUGUUUUCAUGUGGACGAGAUUUCAUGUAUCCGUGAGUGAGGAAAUAAACGUAAAUAAAAAAAACAAAAAGAGCUCAGGAGAGCAAUUAGCACAUCCGCUACUCUGGGCCUGGAUGCUAAGCUAAGCUAACAAUGUGAACGUUUUAGUCAAGUUUUUGUCUUUGAUCAACUCAUGUAAGACUAUAAUUCGUUUCACUGGACUUGUGCGAUUUGUUGUGGGUUUAAAAAAAAAACUUUUAUGGCUCCCUCUUGAGGUUAAACGUGGGACUACAGAAAACUUGCUAUCUUAAUAGCUUUACAAAUACAUACGUUCUUCAAUUUAUUUUGGUAUUUGUUGUACAGCACCUGUUAUGGGUUAAGUGUGUGUGUGUGUGGGGGGGGGGGGGGGGUAAAGCCAUUGAAGAUGUACGUUUAUUUUUUUCACACAAAGCCAUACAAGUGUGUGAUGCAUCCACGACAAUGUCUUGUCAGUAAUAAUAAAAAAAAACAACAACAAGGCUAUGUACUGUUAUAUUAGCACAAGCACAUGAUACGUGCAACUGCCCUUCAUGUUCCAAAUCCAGAUUUUCUUCUGAGCAUGCCUCUCAUGUACUGAUUUCAAAUUGUUUCGACUUGUAUAUUGUUUGGUGACAUGUUUCUUACGCGUUGGGUACCGCCACAUCAUGUCAGGACAGUUUGUGAGAACUUUUGUAACUCAAAGUCCACAUUUGGAACAUUAUUUAUUGUAUCAGUUUCAUAUGGAUUUUAUCAAAAUAAACCGACAUGUAUGUCAAACCUGAA
Messenger RNA from Syngnathus acus (greater pipefish), 3093 nucleotides. It is a transcript of the gene syt10, whose product is annotated as synaptotagmin X. The transcript has 7 exons. Gene Ontology annotation, cellular component: membrane. The record is from RefSeq and is a predicted model, not a curated record. Lineage: Eukaryota; Metazoa; Chordata; Actinopteri; Syngnathiformes; Syngnathidae. The coding region runs from base 177 to 1868 and encodes 563 amino acids. Gene Ontology annotation, biological process: cellular response to calcium ion; regulation of dopamine secretion; regulation of calcium ion-dependent exocytosis. Gene Ontology annotation, molecular function: calcium ion binding; clathrin binding; calcium-dependent phospholipid binding.